AUGUAUAUUCGCUGUUUAAUAUUGUGUAUUGCUUUUGUUCUUGCGACUGCGUCGAAAAAACGUUAUGAUGGUAAUAUUCUCGUAUCUGUAACACCAUACGAAGAAAAACAUUUUAAAGUUUUAUCAUUACUUGAAGAUACUGAUGAAAUCAAUAUCUGGAAUGAUAUUCGUCGCAAUAGCUCCGUUCAUGUUAUGUUCAAUAAUGCAACUGCUCCAUGGCUUAUGGGACUCUUUUCAUCAUUAAGUAUGAAACCAAGUAUUAUGCACAAUGAUGUACAAGCAUUAGUCGAUCAAGAAGAAAACGAGAUUCAAUUAAGAGCACGAUCUGGUGCACCACGUGGAAUUCAUGAUGCUUUUCUUAAUUAUGAUGAGGUUACUGCUUGGUUAAAAGAGUUGGUAGGACUUUAUCCACAACUUUGCACACUCAUCUCCAUUGGUAAAACAUAUGAAAAUCGAGAUAUUUGGCUUAUUAAAUGUACUGGUAAUAAUGGAGCAACAAAUAAAAAAAAAGCUUGUCUUGAUUUUGGUAUUCAUGCUCGAGAAUGGAUUUCACCAGCAACAGGUGUUUAUAUAAUCAAUGAACUUGUAUCAAAAUAUGCAGCGGGUGGUCUUUCUAAAGAAUUAUUAGAUACAUGGGAAUUCCAUAUUAUUCCUAUACUCAAUCCUGAUGGUUAUGCUCAUUCACAUGCACGAGAACGUAUGUGGCGUAAAAAUCGAAAAUUAGUAUCUGGUACUUGCUAUGGUGUUGAUCUUAAUCGUAAUUUUGGUUAUCAAUGGAAUACUGGUGGUAGUUCUGCAAGUGCAUGUUCUGAUACAUUUCACGGUGGCUCACCAAUGAGUGAAAAUGAAGCUAAAGCACUUCAAAACUAUAUGACUGGUAAAUCAUGGAAUACUUAUUUAACAUUUCAUUCUUAUGGACAAUGGUGGUUUACCAAUUGGGGAUACACCACAGCUAAUCCACCUCAAUAUGAUGAGCUUAAACAAAAAGCUAACAUUGGUGCCAAUGCUAUUAAAGCUGUCCAUGGACGUGCAUACACAGUCGGUUCAUCAGCACAAAUACUCUAUGUUGCCAGUGGUGGUAGUGAAGACUGGACAAGAGGUGCUUUAAAUAUCUUAUAUUCAUAUUGUAUCGAAUUACCACCAACUGGUGGUACUGGAUUCAUUGCUCCUGUAAGCGAAAUCUUGAAAACAGGUCUUGAAACUUUUGCUGGUGUUGCAGCUUAUCUUAAGGCUCUUCCUUAA
Molecule: messenger RNA, 1242 nt
Organism: Adineta steineri
Lineage: Eukaryota; Metazoa; Rotifera; Eurotatoria; Adinetida; Adinetidae
Source: the annotation of a GenBank genome assembly